Messenger RNA from Paecilomyces variotii, 1726 nucleotides. RefSeq lists its product as hypothetical. The record is from RefSeq and is a predicted model, not a curated record. The transcript has 4 exons. The coding region runs from base 313 to 1341 and encodes 342 amino acids. Lineage: Eukaryota; Fungi; Ascomycota; Eurotiomycetes; Eurotiales; Thermoascaceae.
GUUUGUUAUAGAGGAAAAUUCGUUAUAGCUAGGGUCGUUAUAGCCAGGGUUUACUGUAAUAGCUAGUGCUGCUAUGGCCAACAUUUACAUUUCGUAGACUCCCAAAAUCCAAUUGGCCAAAUCCAAAUUCUGCCGGACAUACCCACACCGCUUGGGGGCGUCACAUCGGAGGCAGCAACGAUUAUCGCUAUCAACUCUCUUUCCUCGGGAUUUCAACCGCUGCUUGCCAGGAUACAAAUCACCUUAGCAAAUGCUUACUAUCCGCGACCAAGCAUCGAUUAUUCCCUCACAAUAAUCUCACUCGAAUCAGCCAUGACGACCAGUCCUGAAGAGACACCUGAAGAAAUGGUGGCUAGCUUUUUCAGCGAGAGCAGUGGAACCUUGAGCAGCGUCCCAUCUGAUUUCGUCGAAGAGGAUGCCGAAGCCAUCAUCAACAGUUAUCAGCCUCUGAAGAGGAAUGAUCCUACGAAGAGGGUCUUGUCAAGUUUUCUCCAGUUUCUACCACCUAACGGAAAGCGCGUUUUGGCAGAGGCUAUAACUACCUUCGAUAACGAAACACUUCGAGUUUUAUCCAGUCACCUUGUCACAUGUAUUCUUCUCCCCAUGAAGGCGAGAGCUCCAACUCCUACAAUCACGCCUUCGCCCUUCCCUGAUAAUGACGAGACGGUGCAGGAGGUUGCUGAAUUCAUGGACCGCUCUCCAAGCAGAGAUGUGCAAAAGUGGCUCAAGAAACGCUGCCUGCGUCGCGACAACGACCGCUGUAUGGUCACUGGUGUAAUUGAAGAUGAAAGCAGUGCGGCACAAGGUGCACCGCCAUCUGUGUAUACUGGUCCCACAGAACUUUCUCAUAUUAUUCCCCUAUCGAUAGGCAGUUGGAAAGAUAAAAAGACAGAUCACAAGGUAGCUCAGAUAUGGGCCACUCUGAGAAAGGUUUUCCCAAGCAUCAGCAUGGAACCGGCCGAUGUGAACAACGAUGACAAUCUUAUGACAUUAUUUGAACUUGUGCACACUGACUUCGGGAAGUUUACACUUGCCUUGGAACCAACUGAGGCUCCACACGAGUACAAGAUCCUCAGGUUCAAGAAGCAGUCCACUGCUCUGAAUAUUUUCCUCCCUCCCCCGAAUUCUCGGGGUGACCGCAUUGUGAGGUUUCAAAAAUAUGCAGAUGAUGUUGAUCUUCCAAGUCCAGUGUUACUUGAGACUCAUGCAGCGCUCGCCAAGAUUUUACACGCGUCGGGAAUGGCAGAGUACAUUGAGAAGAUCUUAGACGAGCGAGAAGGCAUUCGUUGUCUCUCCAGUGACGGCACUACGGAUAUUGGCAGACUUCUCUUUGCUUUUUAGUUCCUACAAUCUCCCAUUGGAGGUUCGAAUCUGUUUGACCAUAGUUUAUCUUAUGCAGAAAUCAGCACCGAGCGAGGCGUUGGGGAGAAUACAGUACGAUACUACUACUAUUGUAACGCGCGGAGCAGAGAGCGGAUGUAUCCACAUUCAAUAAUGAGAUUCGUUAACUCAGUAUAGCAUAUAGGACUCCACAUUCAUCAAGAUGUUCGACCUUGACAAAGCUUAAAAUAGGAAAUUAGAUCUUGGACUAGCAGCUGAAAACCUGAAUGCUAGGUAAUUAAGGAACGAAUCUAGGGAGAGACUCUAGCAAGUUAUAACUAACUAUUACUAACUACCGCUAGGGUAAUUAGAAAUAAAAAUACAAGGAUAACUAUUAUGAUCUCCA